Penicillium mononematosum is the source of this 1194-nucleotide messenger RNA. RefSeq lists its product as uncharacterized. The record is from RefSeq and is a predicted model, not a curated record. NCBI's taxonomy places the organism in Eukaryota, Fungi, Ascomycota, Eurotiomycetes, Eurotiales, Aspergillaceae. The transcript is spliced from 3 exons. Bases 1 to 1194 code for a protein of 397 amino acids.
AUGGUUGCACGAACAUCCUCACGCAACGCGGCCCAGAAGGCCAAGGAAGCCAUUUCGACUUCCGCCGAGCCGACUGGCAAGACUUCCAAGGGAACGAAACGGAAAGCUUCAACCGAAAAAGCCCCGCAGCCCAAAAAAGAGAAAACGGAGGAUACAAAGCCAGAUGAAGAGAAAGCCGAGCAUGUAUCAGACGGUCCAGCAGCGAAGAGAGAGGAGGAACCUGUCAAGGCAGAAGAACCAUCCGAAGCACAACCACCAAAGGAGAAACCUGUCGAAGCCCCUCCGGAGAAGCCUCAAGAAGUCGAAGGAGGUCUUCGCAAAUCCGAGGAGAGGGAAAACGUAGUCUCCUCCAACAUCCUCGAAAAAGGCUUCAUCUACUUCUUCUUCCGCCCACGCGUCAACAUAGAGGAACCUCAGGAUAUCGGCGAUGUCUCCCGAAGCUUCUUUGUCCUCCGUCCAACCGUCCUUGGAGCGGAAUUCGACGAAGGCCAAGGCCCCGUCGACAAAGACGCCAAAUGUCGCCUGAUGAUUCUUCCGAAAAAGAAGUAUCCAACCUCAUCCAAAGAACGUGAUAUGGGAUUUGUGGAGAAAGCUGGACAAACUAUGCAAGAGCUUCAUGAAAAGUUCAUCACCGGUAGAACAUACGAGACUUCCACCCGCGGUGAGCGCCACGUCGAGGAAGCUAGACCCUACGCUGAAGGUGUCUACGCGAUCACUUCCACACCCCGGGCAUCCCACCUCGCUUACAUCCUGACCAUCCCUACCGAGUUGGGUGAUGUUCAGGAGGACUUCGGCCUGCAAGAACGAGGCAGCUGGAUCGUUCAGUCGAAGAGUCCCAAGUUCGCUGGUCCACCAGUGGGUCAACUACCGAAAGGCCCAGAAUACCCUCCAGAGGUCCUCGAGAAAUUCUCAGAUCUUCGAUGGGUGCCUCUGCAGCCCGAGUUCCUGGACUAUCCUAAUUCCCAAUUCCUCAUGAUCGGCGAGGCGCAGAAUGACCUUGGCAAGGCUGCAUUUGCUAUGGGUGGUAAACAGCAGCACGAGGAAGAGCCUGGUCAGGAAUUGGAGAAGCUGGAAGAUGAAAACGAGCAUCGGGUGGAUUCUCUCAAAGGAGAUGAAACCGUCUAUGAAGACCUGGGCUACCAUGCGAAGAAUUACCCCAAAGUUCUGACAACUUGGUACACGGGUGAAACCUGA